AUGAACGGCAUGGUUCAUGAUGAUUUAGGAGACCCCCUGUAAGUAUGUGAUUGGCUAAACUCUUCAUUUGUCUCACUGAAUCACUGAAUUAAUUACCUAAUUUAGUAAUUAAAUAAUCUUGUCAGUAGCUGAGUGUAGAUGCGGUGUGGAAAUCAAGCGCAGGAAACACGGGCGUUCGUGAACAGACUUUAGUAAACGAAAGCAGCACCAAACAGGCGAACAGCCAACCCAACCGGGAGGCAAAAUACAAAUUACGCACAAUAAACACAGUGCGUAAAACGACGAUAGCGCACACAGUGCGGACUCUCGAAAAACAACAAAACACGAGAGUAAAUACAGAGAGCAACAGCUUGACAAAAAACAAUCACACAUAACACCUGACCCAACACACGAUAACUAAAUAGGAAACAAAAUCAAACACUAACAAGGGACAGGUGUACAAACAGACAAAACCAAACAAACAUGAAACAUCGAACGGUGGCAGCUAGUACUCCGGGGACGACGACCGCCGAAGCCUGCCCGAACAAGGAGGAGGAGCAGCCUCGGCCGAAACCGUGACAAAUCUACUUGUCAUGCAUCACACUGCUGGGUUAUUUUCAACACUGGCGAAUGGAGAAAAGUUCCUCUGCUCCUCCACUCCGUAAAAAAAUUUGAGAUCAUUAGAAUGAUUGGCUGGCUCAUUGUGAAACAGCAAGUAAAUAUCAUUGGCAUCUUAAUAAUUGAGAUGUGAAAUGCAUGAUCAGACCAUCACCCACCACGGAGUGCACAUAAACCAGUGUUCCCCAACUGGCGACCCGCGGGAUGAAUUUGACCCACAGUUGAUUUUAUUGGACCCCCAAGUUGUCUGAGCAACAAAAUAUAUAUAUAUAUACAGUGAGGGAAAAAAGUAUUUGAUCCCCUGCUGAUUUUGUACGUUUGUCCACUGACAAAGAAAUGAUCAGUCUAUAAUUUUAAUGGUAGGUUUAUUUGAACAGUGAGAGACAAAAUAACAACAAAAAAAUCCAGAAGAACGCAUAUCAAAAAUGUUAUAAAUUGAUUUGCAUUUUAAUGAGGGAAAUAAGUAUUUGACCCCCUCUCAAUCAGAAAGAUUUCUGGCUCCCAGGUGUCUUUUAUACAGGUAACGAGCUGAGAUUAGGAGCACACUCUUAAAGGGAGUGCUCCAAAUCUCAGCUUGUUACCUGUAUAAAAGAUACCUGUCCACAGAAGCAAUCAAUCAAUCAGAUUCCAAAAUCUCCACCAUGGCCAAGACCAAAGAGCUCUCCAAGGAUGUCAGGGACAAGAUUGUAGACCUACACAAGGCUGGAAUGGGCUACAAGACCAUCGCCAAGCAGCUUGGUGAGAAGGUAACAACAGUUGGUGUGAUUAUUCGCAAAUGGAAGAAACACAAAAUAACUGUCAAUCUCCCUCGGCCUGGGGCGCCAUGCAAGAUCUCACCUCGUGGAGUUGCAAUGAUCAUGAGAAUGGUGAGGAAUCAGCCCAGAACUACACAGGAGGAUCUUGUCAAUGAUCUCAAGGCAGCUGGGACCAUAGUCACCAAGAAAACAAUUGGUAACACAUUACGCCGUUAGACGUUACACAUUUGUAUUAUCGUUAGACAUAAAAUACUGUAAAAACACCAGCAAAUCAGUUCCAAGUUAUUUUAAUUUUGGAAAUCUGUUCCAAGGUAUUCACACGCAUAAUAGAGAGAUACAGUGCCUUCAGAAAGUAUUCACACCCCUUGACCUUUUCCACAUUUUGUUGUGUUAUAGCCUGAAUUUAAAAUGGAUUAAAUUGAUAUUUGUUUGUCAUUGGCCUACACAUAAUGUGGAAUUAUUUUGUUAGAAAUUGUUACUAUUAAUUAAAAAUGAAAAGCUGAAAUGUUUUGAGUCAAUAUGUAUUCAACCCUUUGUUAUGGCAAGACUAAAUAAGUUCAGGAGUAAAUAUUGAGUUGUAUGGACUCACUCUGUGUGCAAUAAUAGUGUUUAACAUGAUUUUUUAAUGACUACCUCAUCUCUGUACCCCACACAUAAAAUUAUCUGUAAGGUCCCUAAGCCAAGCAGUGAAUUUCAGAUUCAACCACAAAGAGCAGGGAGGGUUUCCAAUGCCUCACAAAUAAGGGCACCUAUUGGUAGAUAGGCACAUUUUCUUCACAAUAUAACAAACAUAGGCUCAUUCUGUUCAGGACAACCCAGGGCCAUGUCAUCUUGUAACUGUAAAUCACACAUAGGAAUCAUAAACGUUGACACAAUUUAUUAUUAAUUACUCUUUGGUUGGUGUAUUAAUAUACUCAGUCACUACAAAGAUACAGGUGUCCUUCCUAACUCAGUUGCCGGAGAGGAAGGAAACCGCUCAGGAAUUUCACCAUGAUGCCAAUGGUGACUUUAAAACAGUUACAGAGUUUAAUGGAUGUGUAGUUACUCCACAAUACUAACCUAAUUGACAGAGUGAAAAGAAGGAAGCCUGUACAGAAUAAAAAUAUUCCAAAACAUGUAUCCUGUUUGCAACAAGGCACUAAAGUAAUACUGCAAAAAAUGUGGCAAAGCAAUGAACUUUUUGUCCUGAAUACAAGUGUUAUGUUUGGGGCAAAUCCAAUACAACACAUUACUAAGUACCACUCUCCAAAUUUUCAAGCAUAGUAGUGGCUACAUCAUGUAAUGGGUACGCUUGUAAUCAUUAAGGACUGGGGAGUUUUUCAGUAUAAAAAAGAAACGGAAUGGAGCUAAGCACAGGCAAAGACCUAGAGGAAAACCUGGUUCAAUCUGCUUUCCACCAGACACUGGGAGAUUCAUUCACCUUUCAGCAGGAUAAUAACCUAAAACAGAAGGCCAAAUUUACCCUGGAGUGAAUGCUUCUGAGUGGCCGAGUUACAGUUUUGCUUGAAAAUCUAUGGCAAGACCUGAAAAUGGUUGUCUAGCAAUGAUCAACAACCAGUUUGAGCUUAAAUAAUUUUGAAAAGAAUAAUGGGCAAAUGUUCCACAAUCCAGAUGUGGAAAGCUCUUAGAGACUUACCCAGAAAGACUGACAGCUGUUUUUGCUGCCAAAUGUGCUUCUACAAAGUAUUGACUCAGGGGUGUGAUCUCAUUGUGUGAGUGCAUAAUGCUCAAUUGAAUGUUAAUUGAUUGAUGAUGCCAUUUGCAUGCUGUAGGCGUGAGAUGAACAGCUCCAGCUCUUUAGGCAGUUAGAGUAAGUUGGUUUCUGGUAUAACAGUUAUUUCUGCCAUCGAUUUUAGACCAGCAGGCAAAACAAGACCUGAUUCCCCUUGUGGCAGAUCUGUUUACCUAGAGGUAAGGAUGGAUCAAACACCACAGGAGGUGCUAAAAGGAGAGACUGUUGCAAAGUAGCCUGGCUCAAGCAACCCACUGAUACUUUGAUCUUCAAAUGGACCUGGUCGAGGACAACUCUCUUUACCUGGAGGUAAGAUGGAUCAAACACAACAGGAGUUGCUAAAAGGAGGAGACACUGUUGCAAAGUAGCCUGGCUCAAGCAUCCCAAUGAUCUUCAAAUGGACCUGGUCCGGGACAAUUGCUCAGUCACUGGAACACGUUGUCCACAGGCUUCGCUCACUGCAUGCACAGCAUAGUGUUGCAUAGCAGUUGCACACUCAAAGGGCAGUCAGUCCCAGUUCUUGGAGAGCACUGCUGAGGUGCCUGAUUUGGUAUGCUGAUGCCACAGGGCUGGGGUAAUGAGCUGAGAGAUCUAGCGAGAGCAAGAGUGAGAGCGAGAGCGAGAGCGAGAAGAAAAAAGGCCUACAAGCAGCCAGAGGCUCCUGGAUCCAAGCACAGCCCCACACCACACCCUCUGAGACGCACACAAAUUAAAUAUUUCUGUGAAAAUCUCCAGUGACUGGAGCUGCUACCAAUGUGGAGCCCCUCAUUAACAGCCCAACAUACACACAGAUACACAGUUCAUUUCAUUUCUUCAUACAAAUCAGAUUUCCCUCAAUAAAAUGCAAAUCAAUUUAUAUUAUUUUUUACAUGCGUUUGUCUGCAUUUUUUUGUUGUUAUUCUGUCUCUCACUGUUCAAAUAAACCUACCAUUAAAAUUAUAGACUGAUCAUGUCUUUGUCAGUGGGCAAACGUACAAAAUCAGCAAGGGAUCAAAUACUUUCUUUCCUCACUGUAUGCAUUGGGGCAGGUAGCGUUCUCCAGGCAUCCGCCAAACCCAGAUUUGUCCGUUGGACUGCCAGAUGAUGAAGCGUGAUUCAUCACUUCAGAGAACAUAUUUCCACUGCUCCAGAGUCCAAUGAAAGCGAGCUUUACACCCAUCCAGCCGACGCUUGGCAUUGCGCAUGGUGAUCGUAGGCUUGUGUGCAGCUGCUCGGCCAUGGAAACCCAUUUCAUGAAGCUCCAGACGAACAGUUCUUGUGCUGACGUUGCUUCUAGAGGUAGUUUGGAACUCGGUGGUGAAUGUUGCAACCGAGGACAGACGAUUUUUCCGCGCUACGCGCUUCAGCACUUCGGCCUACCACUUCGCGGCUGAGCCAGUGUUGUUCCUAGACAUUUCCACUUCACAACAACAUCACUUACAGUUGACCGGGGCAGCUCUAGCAAGGCAGAAAUUUGACGAACUGACUUGUUGGAAAGGUGGCAUACUAUGACGGUGCCACGUUGAAAGUCACUUUGCUCUUCAGUACGGGCCAUUCUACUACCAAUGUUUGUCUAAGGAGACUGCAUGGCUCUGUGCUUGAUUUUAUACACCUGUCAGCAACGGGUGUGGCUGAAAUAGCCGAAUCCACUAACUUGAAGGGAUGUCCAUAUACUUUUGGCCAUGUAGUGUAUCUAACUGAUACUAACAUGUUCAAAUAUAUCUGAAAAUAUGCAAAACACGAUUAUCCUUUUAUCCUCAUUCAUAUUAAUGAAAUGCAAUGUAAAAGCCAACAAGAUAUGCCAACAGGAUAGAAAGAAUCACAGAAAAAGAGAGACAGAGCGAGAAAGACUGAGUAGAAGAGAAGGAGAGGUGAGGGAGGGAGGGAGAGAAUAGAGGGGAUGGAGGAGAGAGAGGCCAGAGCACACCAUUCCUCCCCUGUAUAGCCAGGCUCUCAGGAAGAGAGGAGUGGGGAGAGUUAAACUCUAAUCGAGAUGGGUAUGGCUGGGUGGACCAUUGCAGAGAGCAGAGGCCGCUACGGUGUCACCCCUCUAACACAGACCCAACUCUCCUCCAUCACUCAUAACACAGAUCUAGAGCGGCUUGGUUUACCAUGGAGGGUCACUAAACACAGACUGAAUAACUCACUCCUCUACCAAACUGGUGUCUAACAUUCCAGGCUACUUUGAAGACCGCUGUUGUCAAACUUUUUCUUGGAGGAAUUCCCAGGUAAGCAACAUACAGUAUUUGACAAGAAUUUAAGGAUAUUGCCAUAUAGUGAAGUUGACAUUGUUGUUUGUUGGUGCAAAAAAUUAUUGCUGAUGUACAAAGCUAAUUUCUUAGGUGAUUAGUCAACUGACGCCAAAUCUGAUAGAAUUAUUCUACAUUUUAGUCAUUUAGCAGACACUCUUAUCCAGAGCGACUUACAGUUAGUGAGUGCAUAUAUUUUCAUACUGGCCCCCCGUGGGAAUCGAACCCACAACCCUGGCGUUGCAAACGCCAUGCUCUUCCAACUGAGUUACAAAAGAGCACUUGCCUGAAGAAUAUUUGAUUCGUCAACACAUAGGCUAAUUUAGCACACAAAGCAUUUAUCUAUAAUAAAAUGUCCAGUCUAGUUGAAAACUACACUGCAAAAAAGUGAAAUCUAAUCAAGCCUAAAUAUAUGUUAUGUUGAGUGAUAAUUAACUUAAAAUUAGUAUUUUUCUUCUUUUUUUUUCUUACCAAGCUACAUUAUCUAACGGUCAUUGGCUGAUCAUUUUGCUUAUUUUAACCUAAAAAAGCCUUAAUACAAGUAAUUGAUCUUAUUUGAAGAUAUUUUUCAAGAUAUUUUACGUUAAUAAGGCGACUACGGUAAAAUAUAGUGAAAAAUAUUUUUUUAUUAGAUAAAUUACUUGUAGGCUUGCUUAGAUUUCACUUCUGCAGUGUUACUCAACACUUACAGUAUAUCAAGACUUUGAUACAUCAUUGUUCUUUUAUUUGGUUCAUGUCAUUAUGGACUGAUUGACUUGUGGUUAGGAUGCACAUAACCGCAAUGCAUAGUAAAGUGCUUAAUCACAAUUCAAAGAGAAGAAAGAACCAGUUUCUGACAUGUGGAAAACAGGCUCUAGUUCAACAGUUUAUUUUAUUUUUUGUCUUUUUUUUUUUGUCAUUUAGCAGGCGCUCUUAUCCAGAGCGACUUACAGGAGCAAUUAGGGUUAAGUGCCUUGCUCAAGGGCACAUCGGCUGAUUUUUCACCUAGUCGGCUCGGGGAUUAGAACCAGCGACCUUUCGGUUACUGGCACUACGCUCUUAACCACUAAGCUACCUGCCACCGACAUGUCAUUUUAUUAUAUCCCGAAACAUCAACAUUUGAAAUAGCACCUUCAAAGGCCAAAACUAACUCAUUUUGCUUGAAAUCUCAAUAAAAAGUGUGAAGGUUCUUCAUAACACACAUUACGACAUAUAAGAAACAUAUGGGUGUCAUAUAUUACAUAUGUACACUGAAUAUAAAUAUAAACACAACAUGUAAAGUGUUCGUCCCAUGUUUCAUGAGCUGAAAUUAAAUAUCCCAGAAAUGUUCCAUGCGCACAAAAAACGUAUUUCUCCAAAAUGUACAUCCUUGUUAGAGAAAAUUUAUCCGUUGCCAAGAUAAUCCAUCCACCUGACAGGUGUGGUAUUUCAAGAAGCUGAUUAAACAGCAUAAUCAUUACACAGGUGCACAUAAUAUUUCUGCCACCGUCUCUUAUGACCAAAAAGAGCUUCUGGGUAUCAGGACAGCGAUUACUCACCUCGUAUUGGACGAAGAUUUUUUCUUCAACGAGCCAGACGCGAAGGACAUCCUAUAGACAACCGACAAGGCCCAAAUCCCUGUCAUUCGCAUGAGAAAGAGACGGAGAUAUCGUGGACGUACAGUUGAAGUCGGAAGUUUACAUACACCUUAGCCAAAUACAUUUAAAUUCAGUUUUUCACAAUUCCUGACAUUUAAUCCUAGUAAAAAUGCCCUGUCUUAGGUCAGUUAGGUUCACCACUUUAUUUUAAGAAUGUGAAAUGUCAGAAUAAUAGUAGAGAAAAUGAUUUAUUUCAGCUUUUAUUUAUUUCAUCACAUUCCCAGUGGGUCAGAAGUUUACAUACACUCUAUUAGUAUUUGGUAGCAUUGCCUUUAAAUUGUUUAACUUGGGUCAAACGUUUCGGGUAACCUUCCACUAGCUUCCCACAAUAAGUUGGGUGAAUUUUGGCCCAUUCCUCCUGACAGAGAUGGUGUAACUGAGUCAGGUUUGUAGGCCUCCUUGCUCGCAAAUACUUUUUCAGUUCUGCCCACACAUUUUCUAUAGGAUUGAGGUCAGGGCUUUGUGAGGACCACUCCAAUACCUUGACAAUGUUGUCCUUAAGCCAUUUUGCCACAACUUUUGAAGUAUGCUUGGGGUCAUUGUCCAUUUGGAAGACCCAUUUGCGACCAAGCUUUAACUUCCUGAAUGAUGUCUUGAGAUGUUGCUUCAAUAUAUCCACAUCAUUUUCCUUCCUCAUAAUACCAUCUAUUUUGUGAAGUGCACCAGUCCCUCCUGCAGCAAAGCACCCCCACAGCAUGAUGCUGCCACCCCGUGCUUCACGGUUGUGAUGGUGUUCUUCGGCUUGCAAGCAACCCCCUUUUUCCUCCAAACAUAACAAUGGUCAUUAUGGCCAAACAGUUCUACUUUUGUUUAAUCAGACCAGAGGACAUUUCUCCAAAAAAUACGAUCUUUGUAUCCAUGUGCAGUUGCAAACCGUAGUCUGGCUUUUUUAUGGCGGUUUUGGAGCAGUGGCUUCUUCCUUGCUGAGCGGCCUUUCAGGUUAUGCCGAUAUAGGACUCGUUUUACUGUGGAUAUAGAUACUUUUGUACCUGUUUCCUCCAGCAUCUUCACAAGGUCCUUUGCUGUUGUUCUGGGAUUGAUUUGCAUUUUUCGCACCAAAGUACGUUAAUCUCUAGGAGACAGAACGCGUCUCCUUCCUGAGUGGUAUGACGGCUGCGUGGUCCCAUGGUGUUUAUACUUGCGUACUAUUGUUUGUACAGAUGAAUGUGGUAUCUUCAGUCAUUUGGAAAUUGUUCCCAAGGAUGAACCAGACUUGUGGAGGUGUACAAAAAUUUUUCUGAGGUCUUGGCUGAUUUCUUUUGAUUUCCCCAUGAUGUCAAGCAAAGAGGCACUGAGUUUGAAGGUAGGCCUUGAAAUACAUCCACAGGUACACCUCCAAUUGACUCAAAUGAUGUCAAUUAGCCUAUCAGAAGCUUCUAAAGCAUGACAUAUUUUCUGGAAUUUUCCAAGCUGUUUAAAGGCACAGUCAACUUAGUGUAGGUAAACUUCUGACCCACUGGAAUUGUGAUAAACUGAAUUAUAAGUGAAAUAAUCUGUAUGUAAACAAUUGUUGGAAAAAUGACUUGUGUCAUGCACAAAGUAGAUGUCCUAACCAACUUGCCAAAACUAUAGUUUGUUAACAAGACAUUUGUGGAGUGGUUGAAAAACGAGUUUUAAUGACUCCAACCUAAGUGUAUGUAAACUUCCGACUUCAACUGUAGGUCUUGUAAGGAUCCGACGGCGAGCGAGUAAACGGCCUUUUCCAUCAAGCCUAUUAGCCAAUGUUCAAUCAUUUGAGAACAAAUUGGACGACCUAAGAUUACGGUUAUCCUACCAAUGGGACAUUCAAAACUGUAAUAUCUUAUGUUUCACAGAGACGUGGCUGAACGACGACAUGGACAACAUACAGCUGACGGGAUAUACGCUACAUCGGCAGGAUAGAACGGCUGACUCCGGUAAGACAAGGGGUGGCGGUCUGUGUAUAUUUGUAAACAACAGCUGGUGCACAAAAUGUAAUACUAAGGAAGUCUCGAGGUUUUGCUCGCCUGAGGUAGAGUAUCUCAUGAUAAGCUGUAGACCACACUAUUUACCAAGAGACUUUUCAUUUAUAUUUUUCGUAGCUGUCUAUCUACCACCACAAACCGAUGCUGGCAUUAAGAUUGCACUCAAUGAGCUGUAUAAGGCCAUAAGUAAACAGGAAAAUGCUCCUCCAGAGGCAGCGCUCCUAGUGGCCGGGGACUUUAAUGCAGGGAAACUUAAAUCCAUUCUACCUAAUUUCUACCAGCAUAUUAAAUGUGCAACCAGAGGAAAAAAAACUCUAGACCACCUUUACUCCACACACAGAGAUGAAUACAAAGCUCUCCCUCGCCCACCAUUUGGCAAAUCUGACCAUAACUCUAUCCUCCUGAUUCCUGCUUAUAAGCAAAAACUAAAGCAGGAAGCACCAGUGACUCGGUUAAUAAAAAAGUGGUCAGAUGAUGCAGAUGCAAAGCUACAGGACUGUUUUGCUAGCACAGACUGGAAUAUGUUCCGGGAUUCUUCAGAUAGCAUUGAGGAGUACACCACAUCAGUCACUGGCUUCAUAAAUAACUGCAUCGAUGACGUCGUCCCCACAGUGACCGUACGUACAUACCCCAACCAGAUGCCAUUGAUUACAGGCAACAUCUGCACUGAGCUAAAGGGUAGAGCUGCCGCUUUCAAGGAGCGGGACUCUAACCCGGACGCUUAUGCCCUCUGACGAACCAUCAAACAGGCAAAGAGUCAAUACCGGACUAAGAUUGAAUUGUACUACACCGGCUCUGACACUCGUCGGAUGUGGCAGGGCUUGAAAAAUAUUACAGAUUACAAAAGGAAGCACAGCUGCGAGCUGCCCAGUGACACAAGCCUACCAGACGAGCUAAAUCACUUCUAUGCUCGCUUCGAGGCAAGCAACACUGAAGUGUGCAUGAGAGCACCAGCUGUUCCUGAUGACUAUGUGAUCACGCUCUCCGUAGCCAAUGUGAGUAAGACUUUUACGUAGGUCAACAUUCACAAGGCAAGACAGAUUACCAGGACGUGUACUCCGAGCAUGUGCUGACCAACUGGCAAGUGUUUUCACUGACAUGUCCCUGACUGAAUCUGUAAAACCAACAUGUUUCAAGCAGACCACCAUAGUCCCUGUGCCCAAGGACACUAAGAUAACCUGCCUAAAUGACUACCGACCCGUAGCACUCACGUAUGUAGCCAUGAAGUGCUUUGAAAGGCUGGUCAUGGCUCACAUCAACACCAUUAUCCCAGAAACCCUAGACCCACUCCAAUUUGCAUACCGCCCCAACAGAUCCACAGAUGAUGCAAUCUGUAUUGCACUCCACACUGCCCUUUCCCACCUGGACAAGAGGAACACUUACGUGAGAAUGCUGUUCAUUGACUACAGCUCAGCUUUCAACACCAUAGUGCCCUCAAAUCUCAUCACUAAGCUAAGGAUCCUGGGACUAAACACCUCAGCAUUCAGGAUUAGACCUAACCGUUGUAGGAAAAAGGGGACUGAGCACGCACCCAUUCUCAUCGACGGGGCUGUAGUGGAACAGGUUGAGAGCUUCAAGUUCCUUGGUGUCCACAUCACCAACGUACUAUCAUGGUCCAAACACACCAAGACAGUCGUGAAGAGGGCACGACAAAGCCUAUUCCCCCUCAGGAGACUGAAGAUGUUUGGCAUGGGUCCUCAGAUCCUCAAAAAGUUAUACAGCUGCACCAUCGAGAGCAUCCUGACUGGUUGCAUCACCGCCUGGUAUGGCAACUGCUUGGCCUCCGACCGCAAGGCACUACAGAGGGUAGUGCGUACGGCCCAGUACAUCACUGGGGCCAAGCUUCCUGCCAUCCAGGACCUCUAUACCAGGCGGUGUCAGAAAUUGUCAAAGACUCCAGCCACCCUAGUAAUAGACUGUUCUCUCUGCUACUGCACGGCAAGCAGUACCAGAGAGCCAAGUCUAGGUCCAAAAGGCUUCUCAACAGCUUCUACCCCCAAGCCAUAAGACUCCUGAACAGCUAAUCAUUGCUACCCGGACUAUUAGCACUGCCCCCCCAUCCCCACCCCCCUCUUUUACGCUGCUGCUACUCUGUUUAUUAUUUAUGCAUAGUCACUUUAACUCUACCCACAUGUACAUAUUACCUCAAUUACCUCGACUAGCCGGUGCCCCCGCACAUUGACUCUGCACCGGUACCCCCAUGUAUAUAGCCUCCCUACUGUUAUUUUAUUUUACUGCUGCUCUUUAGUUAUUUGCUUUAUUUUUUUUUUACUUAACACUUUGUAAAAGAAAAAAACUUUAAAAAGUGCAUUGUUGGUUAAGGGCUUGUAAGUAAGCAUUUCACUGUAAUGUCUACACCUGUUGUAUUCGGCGCAUGUGGCAAAUAACAUUUGAUUUCAUUUGAUUUGUGCUGGGGACAAUAAAAGGCCACUCUAAAAUAUGCAGUUUUGUCACACAACACAAUGCCACAGAUAGCGUGCAAUUGGCAUGCUGGCUGCAGGAUUGUCCACCAGAGCUGUUGCCAGAUAAUUUCAUGUUAAUUUCUCUACAAUAUGCCGCCUCCAAUGUCUUUUUAGAGAAUUUGGCAGUACGUCCAAUCGGCCUCACAACCGCAGACCAUGUGUAUGGCAUCGUGCAGUUUGCUGAUGUCAAAGUUGUGCCCAAUGGUGGCAAUGGGGUUAUGGUAUGGGUAGGCACAAGCUAUGGAUAACGAACACAAUUGCAUUUUAUCAUUUGCAAUUUGAAUGCACAGAGAUACCGUGACGAGAUCCUGAGGCCCAUUGUCAUGCCAUUCAUCCGCCAUGUUUCAGCAUGAUAAUGAACGGCCCCAUGUCGGAUCUGUACACAAUUCCUGGAAGCGGAAAAUGUCCCAGUUCUUCCAUGGCCUGCAUACUCACAGAUGUGUCACCCAUUGAGCAUGUUUGGGAUGCUCUGGAUCGAGUGUUCCAGGUCCUGCCAAUAUCCAGCAACUUUGCACAGCCAUUGAAGAGGAGUGGGACAACAUUCCACAGGCCACAAUCAACAGCCAACUCUAUGCGAAGGAGGCAAAUAGUGAUCACACCAGAUACUGACAGGUUUUCUGAUCCACACCCCUACCUUUUUUUAAAAGGUAUCUGUGACCAGCAUAUGCAUAUAUGUAUUCCCAGUCAUGUGAAAUCCAUAGAUUAGGGCCUAAUGAAUUUAUUUCAAUUGACUGAUUUCCUCAUAUGAACUGUAAGUCAGUAACAUUUUUGAAAUUGUUGCAUGUUGUGUUUAUAUUUUUGAUCAGCAUAAUUUUGACUCCCAAACAGAACAUUUUUAUAUGAAUUAGAUAUAUUAUACAGCGAGGGAAAAAAGUAUUUGAUCCCCUGCUGAUUUUGUACGUUUGCCCACUGACAAAGACAUGAUCAGCCUAUAAUUUUAAUGGUAGGUUUAUUUGAACAGUGAGAGACAGAAUAACAACAAAAAAAUCCAGAAAAACGCAUGUCAAAAAUGUUAUAAAAUGAUUUGCAUUUUAAUGAGGGAAAUAAGUAUUUGAUCCCUCUGCAAAACAUGACUUAGUACUUGGUGGCAAAACCCUUGUUGGCAAUCACAGAGGUCAGACGUUUCUUGUAGUUGGCCACCAGGUUUGCACACAUCUCAGGAGGGAUUUUGUCCCACUCCUCUUUGCAGAUCUUCUCCAAGUCAUUAAGGUUUCGAGGCUGACGUUUGGCAACUCGAACCUUCAGCUCCCUCCACAGAUUUUCUAUGGGAUUAAGGUCUGGAGACUGGCUAGGCCACUCCAGGACCUUAAUGUGCUUCUUCUUGAGCCACUCCUUUGUUGCCUUGGCCGUGUGUUUUGGGUCAUUGUGAUGCUGGAAUACCCAUCCACGACCCAUUUUCAAUGCCCUGGCUGAGGGAAGGAGGUUCUCACCCAAGAUUUGACGGUACAUGGCCCCGUCCAUCGUCCCUUUGAUGCGGUGAAGUUGUCCUGUCCCCUUAGCAGAAAAACACCCCCAAAGCAUAAUGUUUCCACCUCCAUGUUUGACGGUGGAGAUGGUGUUCUUGGGGUCAUAGGCAGCAUUCCUCCUCCUCCAAACACGGCGAGUUGAGUUGAUGCCAAAGAGCUCGAUUUUGGUCUCAUCUGACCACAACACUUUCACCCAGUUGUCCUCUGAAUCAUUCAGAUGUUCAUUGGCAAACUUCAGACGGCCCUGUAUAUGUGCUUUCUUGAGCAGGGGGACCUUGCGGGCGCUGCAGGAUUCCAGUCCUUCACGGCGUAGUGUGUUACCAAUUGUUUUCUUGGUGACUAUGGUCCCAGCUGCCUUGAGAUCAUUAACAAGAUCCUCCCGUGUAGUUCUGGGCUGAUUCUUCACCGUUCUCAUGAUCAUUGCAACUCCAUGAGGUGAGAUCUUGCAUGGAGCCCCAGGCCGAGGGAGAUUGACAGUUCUUUUGUGUUUCUUCCAUUUGCGAAUACUGUAAUUUUCGGACUAUAAGCCGCGCCUUUUUUCCCAUUUUUCGACCCCUGCGGCUUAUAUAACGGUGCGGCUAAUCUAUGGAUUUUUACAGCUAACGGCCACUAGAAGACCUCCUAAAUCUAUGGAUUUUACAGGUUACAGUCCACCAACUUUAACUCUAUGGGCUCUAUGACCGGUCCGCGCCCCCCACCUUUAAGCGGCGGGCUCCAGCAGGAAAAGCUGGAGGCCGGAAAAGAGUGAGACAGGUAGCGCGCAAAAGUAAAAGUGGAACCGAGAGCAAGACAGACAGACAUUACGAGAGCGAGACAGUUUGUGCAAAGGAAGUUUUCAUGCACAAACCCUCAUUAUGGAAAACAAACGUAGAAAUGCAUAUGAUGCAGCUUUUAAGUUAAAGGCAGUCAAAGAAGGAAAUACACCUGCUGCACGUAGCCUUGGCAUCAAUGAGUCAAUGGUGAGACGUUGGAGACGCCAGCGGGAAGAACUGUCUCAAUGCAAAAAGUCAAAAAAUGCUUUCAGAGGUAAUAAAAGCAGAUGGCCCGAACUUGAAGACUUGAAGAUUGGGUGAACACACAGAGAGCAGACGGCCGAGGUGUUUCCACCGUGCAGAUCCGACUGAAAGCUGAAACAGUCGCCACCGAAAUGAAAAUAGAAAAUAUUGAAUGGCAUCUCCUUUAAAGUCAACAAGAAAGGGUGGAUGAUGGAAAGCGUAAUGAAUGAGUGGCUGAAUGAGUGCUACGUCAAGCGCCCUGGAGGAUUCUUUCGGCAAAAAAAAGCUUUGCUCGUUUUGGACAGCAUGAGGGCCCAUAUAACGGAUUAUGUGAAAGCAGCCAUCAAGAGCACAAACUCCAUUCCAGCUGUGAUUCCUGGGGGCACAACGAAGCAUCUGCAGCCACUCGACAUCAGUGUCAAUCGUGCGUUCAAAGUGGCACUACGCGUUCAGUGGGAGGCGUGGAUGACUAGCGGCGAUAAAUCAUUCAACAAAACUGGUCGCAUGCGAAAAGCAACUUUCGCUCAAGUUUGCGAGUGGAUCCUGAUAGCGUGGAGGAGUGUCAAAACAUCCACGAUCAUUAACGGGUUCCGAAAGGCUGGACUGCUGCGUGAUGAAGAGGAGGACGCCGCCACAGCUGAGGCCCUUCAGAGGCUGUUCGAUUCCGACAGUGACGAAAAGGAGUUCGUUGGUUUUGAGAGCGUCAACGAAGGAGAGAGGAGAGUGGCUGACGAAGCCACCCUGAGCCUGUUUGUUUCCGACACUGAAGAUGAGGACUUUGGUGGUUUUAGUACGCAGGAAGAAGACGGAGAUGAGGAUUAAUGACUUGACUUUUCUGGUUACAGCCGUGUACUGCACCUUAGCCUAAAAGAUGAAGACGAGGAUUAAUGACUUUUCUGGUAGGCUGAUUACCGUAUAUUUUAAGCAGCCGUGUUGCUGCAACUUUAGGUUUACGCGCUUACUGUCGUGUUACAGGCACUUUAUUUUGCACUUAAUACUUGAUAUUGCUUCGUCAAACGCUGUAAGCUUUGUUUUUUGUUAUGGUACUACUGUAGGCUAUAAUGUAGAUAAAUAUUCAAAGAUGUGCACACUUUUUCAAGGUUUUUCAAAAAUAACCAAAGUUAAGUGGUUAAAUGAUUGUGACGCUAUUAACUAAUUUUGCUGGAAUACGUUAUGCAAAUAUGCAACUUGUUUGUUGAAAUGUUAAUAAAUGGGAGCUUCCUCAAGCAGCCAUCUCUUUCCCGACAAUCCCCUCUGUGCACGAACCCUUACAUAUGGUAAUUAAACAUUAAAACACCUGCGGCUUAUAGUCCAGUGCGGCUUAUAUAUGUACACAUCAUUCAAUUUAGCUGUUGCGGCUUAUACUCCGGUGCGCCUUAUAGUGCGGAAAAUACGGUAAUCGCACCAACUGUUGUCACCUUCUCACCAAGCUGCUUGGCGAUGGUCUUGUAGCCCAUUCCAGCCUUGUGUAGGUCUACAAUCUUGUCCCUGACAUCCUUGGAGAGCUCUUUGGUAUUGGCCAUGGUGGAGAGUUUGGAAUCUGAUUGAUUGAUUGCUUCUGUGGACAGGUGUCUUUUAUACAGGUAACAAACUGAGAUUCAUCAAGGAUCUCUCUGUACUUUGCUCCUUUCAUCUUUCCCUCGGUCCUGACUAGACUCCCAGUCCCUGCUGCUGAAAAACAUCCCCACAGCAUGAUGCUGCCACCACCAUUCUUCUCCGUAGGGAUGGUGCCAGGUUUCCUCCAGACGUGACGCUUGGCAUUCAGGCCAAAGAGGUCAAUCUUGGUUUCAUCAGACCAGAGAAUCUUGUUUCUCAUGGUCUGGGAGUCCUUAAGGUGCCUUUUGGAAAACUCCAAGCGUGCUGUCAUGCCUAUUACUGAGAAGUGGCUUCCGUCUGGCCACUCUACCAUAAAGAACUGAUUGGUGGAAUGCUGCAGAGAUGGUUGUUCUUCUGGAAGGUUCUCUCACCUCCACAGAGGGACUCUGGAGCUCUGUCAGAGUGACCAUCGGGUUCUUGGUCAUCUCCCUGACCAAGUGACCAAGGCCCUUCCCCUCCGAUUGCUUAGUUUGGCCGGGUGGCCAGCUCUAGGAAGAGUCUUGGUGGUUCCAAACUUCUUCCAUUUUAAAAUGAUGGAGGCCACUGUAUUCUUUGGGACCUUCAAUGCUGCAGAAAUGUUUUUGGUACCCUUUCCCAGAUCUGUCCCUUGGCACAAGCCUGUCUCGGAGCGCUACGGACAAUUCCUUCGACCUCAUGGCUUGGUUUUUGGUGUGGGACCUUAUAUAGACUGGUGUGUGCCUUUCCAAAUCAUGUCCAAUCAGUUGCAUUUACCACAGGUGGACUCCAAUCAAGUUGUAGAAACAUCUCAAGGAUGAUCAAUGGAAACAGGAUGCCCCUGAGCUCAAUUUAGAGUCUCAUAACAAAUGGUCUGAAUACUUAUGUAAAUAAGGUAUUUCUGUUUUUUAUUUUUUAUACAUUUGCGAGAAUUUCGGAAGACCUGUUUUUGCUUGGUCAUUAUGGGAUGUUGUGUCUAGAUUGAUGAGGAAAAUAAUGUAUUUGAUACAUUUUAGAAUAAGGCUGUAACGUAACAAUGUGGAAAAGGAAAGGGCCCCGUGUAGCUCAGUUGGUAGAGCAUGGCGCUUGCAACGCCAGGGUUGUGGGUUCGUCUCCCACGGCGGGCCCGUAUGAAAAAUGUAUGCACUCACUAACUGUAAGUCGCUCUGGAUAAGAGCGUCUGCUAAAUUACUAAAAUGUAAAUGUAAUUAGGAGCACUCCUUUUAAGAGUGUGCUCCUAAUCUCAGCUCAUUACCUAUAUAAAAGACACCUGGGAGACAGAAAUCUUUCUGAUUGAGAGGGGAUCAAAUACUUACUUCCCUUAUUAAAAUGAAAAUCCAUUUUUGACAUGCAUUUUUCUGGAUUUUUUUGUUGUUAUUCUGUCUCUCACUGUUCAAAUAAACCUACCAUUAAAAUUAUAGACUGAUCAUUUCUUUGUCAGUGGGCAAACGUACAAAAUCAGCAGGGGAUUAAAUACUUUUUCCCCUCACUGUACUUUAGCUAAACAAACUACAGUAGGCUACAUGUGGGGGGUUCUGUUGUUGGAAUGGCUCACACACUGGUGGAACCUAUUACAUUUUUACAUUUUACAUUUUAGUCAUUUAGCAGACGCUCUUAUCCAGAGCGACUUACAGGAGCAAUUAGGGUUAAGUGCCUUGCUCAAGGGCACAUUUACGUCAUUUAGCAGACGCUCUUAUCCAGAGCGACUCACAAAUUGGUGCAUUCACCCUAUAGCCAGUGGGAUAACCACUUUACAAUUUUGGGGGGGGGGGGGGGGGGGGGUAGAAGGAUUACUUUAUCCUAUCCCAGGUAUUCCUUAAAGAGGUGGGGUUUCAAAUGUCUCCGGAAGGUGGUGAGUGACUCCGCUGUCCUGGCGUCGUGAGGGAGCUUGUUCCACCAUUGGGGUGCCAGAGAAGCGAACUACCUAUUAUACCUUGCAAAUAGAUUGCUUGAUCUGUAGGAUCAAGGAUUUCUCAGGAUACUUGGCUCUUUACUUGGCUCUUGGGUUGAUGUUUAUAUUUUGCACAUGCACGCAGGCAGCUUCUGCAUGUGUUGUGUUGUUCCCUCCCUGUCUGUCUCUCUCCGUGUAGCUAUAACAGCCUCCAGACAGUGGAGGUAUCAGAGUUCACACACCUCCGCCAGCUGGAGAUGCUUAUGCUCCAUGGGAAUGACAUCACGACUGUGUCUCCAGGAGUGUUUUACAGCCUGUGCUCUCUGGAGGUAAGGCCUCCCGACAGGCUGGCACCAAGGAGGGUCUCUUGUCUCACUCACGACAAGAAAGAUAACAAAGGCUACAUACACUACAUGGCCAAAAGUAUGUGGACAACUGCUUGUCGAACAUCUCAUUCCAAAAUCAUGGAAUUUAAUAUGGAGUUGGUCCCUCCUUUGCUGCUAUAACAGCCUACACUCUUCUGGGAAGGCUUUCCACUAGAUGUUGGAACAUUGCUGCGGGGACUUACUUCCAUUCAGCCACAAGAGCAUUAGUGAGAUGGGACUGAUUUUUUGGGGGCGAUUAGGCCUGUCUAACAGUUGGCGUUCCAAUUCAACCCAAAGGUGUUCGAUGGGGUUGAGGUCAGGGCUCUGUGCAUGCCAGUCAAGUUCUUCCACACCGAUUAUGCCAAACCAUUUAUGUAUGGACCUUGCUUUGUACAUGGGGGCAUUGUCAUGCUGAAACAGGAAAGGGCCUUCCCCAAACUGUUGCCACAAAGUUGGAAGUACAGAAUCGUCUAGAAUGUCAUUAAGAUUUCCCUUCACUGGAACUAAGGGGCCUAGCCCGAACCAUGAAAAAGCCCCAGACUAUUAUUCCUCCUCCACCAAACUUUACAGUUAGCACUAUGCAUUCAGGCAGGUAGCAUUCUCCUGGCAACCGCCAAAUGCAGAUUCAUCCGUCAGACUGCCAGAUCGUGAAGCUUGAUUCAUCACUUCAGAGAACACAUUUCACUGCUCCAGAGUCCAAUGGCGGCGAGCUUUACACCACUCCAGCCGACGCUUGGCAUUGUGCAUGGGGAUCUUAGGCUUGUGUGCGGCUGCUCAGCCAUGGAAACCCAUUUCAUGAAGCUCCAAACGAACAGUUAUUGUGCUGACGUUGCAUCCAGAGGUAGAGGGUGUUGCAACAGAGGACAGACAAUUUUUACAUGCUACACGCUUCAGCACUCGGCGGUCCCAUUCUGUGACCUUGUGUGGCCUACCACUUCGCGGCUGAGCAGUUGUUGCUCCUAGACAUUUUCACUUCACAAUAACAGCACUUAGAGUUGACCGGGGCAGCUCUAGCAGGGCAGAAAUUUGACGAACUGACUUGUUGGAAAGGUGGCAUCCUAUGACAUACGUUGAAAGUCACAGAGCUUUUCAGGAAGGUCUGUCAGCAAUGGGUGUGGCUGAAAUAGCCGAUUCUACCAAUUUGAAGGGGUUUCCACAUACUUUUGUAUAUUUGGUGUACAUAAAACUGUGUUAUCCUGUCUCACUAUCCCUAUAAAAUGUUCUCUCAUUUGUUGAGAGGCAAUCAUAUGGUAAAUCAUGUUCCUUGCCAGAUUCUGAAGCUGAGCUACAACAAGCUGAAGACCGUCACCCCUGGUAUAUUUGAGGGCUUGGUCAGCCUGGUGCGACUCCACCUCGACCGCAACAACAUAGACUUCAACGAGCCAUACACCUUCAGUGGGCUAACGUCAUUAAAACUACUACAGCUAGAGGGGAACAAGCUGAGGGACCUCCACCCACACAGAUCCGUCACCCUCUCUCUCCUGGGAAACUUCUGGACCUCUGGGCUGCAUCACCGCCACCUUUCUGACAACCAGCUGCACUACCUCCAGCCUGGGACCCUGCAGCCCCUCAGCAAGCUGGAGCUACUAUCCCUGCAUGGCAACCCCUGGACCUGUGACUGCCAUCUCCAGUGGCUGCUAGAGUGGAAAACCAAGCAUGAGGGUGAGGCCUCUCACACAUACUCUCUCUCUACGGUUGUUUGUGCUGUAUAGUCCUGAAGAGUCUCCCAUCCACUCCAACAUUUGUCGCUGUGCUUUGAUUACGUUUUCACUCCACAACAAUGAUUAGGCCCAUGUGUAGGCUCUUUUCAUGCAUGCACAUGGAUGAUAAUACAUCAUUGUGAGUGUUUAUGUGCCGUUUCCUCUGCCCGAGUCAGACUGAAAAUGCUCAUAUAUAUCAAUAGUUGCAUGACUCUAUCACUGAACAAUGUUCUAAUUAGUGUGCACAUAAUCUGUAACUUUCUCGGAACCCAGUUUCAGGUAAACAAACAGAAAAAUGCACAUUCUGACACCUACACUCUCUCUCUCUCUCUGUCUGUCUUUCUCUCUCUCUCUCACAGGAGUGAUUAAGUGUAAGAAGGAGCGGAAAGCUGCAUCCGGUGAGAACUGUGCUGUGUGCUCCUCGCCACAGCCCUUAAAUGGCAGCCAGGUCCUGAGGUUGUCUGCUGGCCAGCUGGCAUGUGAGCGGCCCUCCCUGGUGUCCCCUCUGAAGCAGUGGUACAGCCCCGGCUGGGACGACCAGGACUCAGAGCCUGACCUGCCUGACACCAGGGACCUGGAGCGUCCCCUGGGCCACCUCGCCUGGUCAGCCUGCUGGAGUGUGAGAUCAACCGGGACACUCUGCAGAACCUCUGGAGGCUGGUGGCCUACUACUACGAGAGCCCCGCCCUCCUGAAGAGGGGGAUGAGGAGAGAGAACAUGUUUCAGUACUCCCAGGGUCACAACGAGGAAUCCCCUUACUUUACAGAUCUCAAAGGACACUUAAUGUCUGAACCAGCAUGGCUCCUCCAACUCAGGGUCACCCUGCAGCUGAACAGGUGGCAAACCACCACGAAAAAACUGGUGCUGGACUUUACCAAGUUCAUCUCCAAGCACAUCAGUGGUAGGGGAGAACAGGAGGACGUGACUUCCUCCUGGGCCCUGAUUCAGAGAGGAAGUCCGGAGAGAGUUCAGUCUGUGCUGGAGGGCUCUGAGGUCAGUUUGGGGUGUACAGUAAUCAGUUCGGGUCACAGUCUGUAGAGUGGAUGCUCCCAGAUCUAUCUAUCCUGGAAGAAUCAAUAUCACUGUCUGGUCCGCACCAAGACUGAUGUGGACAUGGUGCCUGUGAGAUUGACAGUGAAAGAACGCCUGUUCAGCCCGAACACUCUGAAUAGGAAGAAGAUGGAGGUGGAAAACAGGGAGUCCCUCUCACUCUGUGACCUCAGCACAGCCCUGCGAGACACGCUGGUACAUCCCUAAAAAUCAGAUCCUACUACCAUCGCAACCGAAGGGGAGGGUCUACGUCAAUCAAAAUGGCACUCAUGAGGACGCUGGGGAGUACAGCUGUUUGGCUGCUAACCUCUAUGUAGUAGACAUGUUGGCUCAUCUCACAGGAGAGAAAAAUGUGGAUGCAAAAGAAGAGGGUGAGAAAGAAUCAUCAGGUGUUGAAACAGCCAGAGGAGACUCACCUUUGUUUGGGAAUAAGAAGGAUAAAGGUGAAGGGUUGGGAUUCAAGGAGAUAAAACACCCACAUGCUACACAGUCUCGAAAGAGGGUGGGUGGACAACAGAGGUACCCUGGAAGGUUUCUACGCCCUGGUAUGAAAGGGAAGAGAAUCAAGAAUAACAAGAGGAAAGUCUGUCAAGGAGCUCAACCCCAACCACUGGGCUGA
Coregonus sp. 'balchen' is the source of this 20970-nucleotide messenger RNA. Lineage: Eukaryota; Metazoa; Chordata; Actinopteri; Salmoniformes; Salmonidae. The record is from the annotation of a GenBank genome assembly.